AUGCACGAUGCAGUACUGGAUGCAGUACGUGAGAUUGAGAGCGUACAGAAGGAACCUAAAGACCCGCACAUGAUUCAGAGCAGGACACCAGCAGCUCCGGCCCGAAUUGUCGAGCGUCCCCCUCCGAGACAGCAGCAGCAGAACCCGCAGAGGCAGCAGAAUUCUCAGCGUCAGCCAUUUCAUCAGGCUCACCCUUAUCAGCAUCCUGGAGUGCAGUCUCAGAGCCUGUCUUCGGUGAGGUGUUCUUAUUGUAGAUACCCUGGGCAUACCGAGCAGGAGAGUCGCAGACGUCAUCAUCUGUGCUAUGCUUGUGGAUCCUCCGACCAUAUCAGUCGAGACUGUCCACAGCGACAGCAGGCCCGCUUGCCCCCACCUCCAGUUCGAGCGGCUCUUCCAGCACCACCUCGAUCAGACUCAGCAGCUCCAGCUCAGCACGGACCUUAUCCUCGAGUAGGGCCUCUUCCUCAACAGCAGUAG
Molecule: messenger RNA, 477 nt
Organism: Asparagus officinalis (garden asparagus)
Lineage: Eukaryota; Viridiplantae; Streptophyta; Magnoliopsida; Asparagales; Asparagaceae
Product: zinc finger protein sens-like
Exons: 1
Coding region: 1-477 (158 amino acids)
Molecular function (GO): zinc ion binding; nucleic acid binding
Source: RefSeq, a predicted model, not a curated record